This is a messenger RNA of Neopsephotus bourkii (Bourke's parrot), 1400 nucleotides long. RefSeq names its product transmembrane protein 170A (gene TMEM170A). NCBI's taxonomy places the organism in Eukaryota, Metazoa, Chordata, Aves, Psittaciformes, Psittacidae. The coding region runs from base 57 to 476 and encodes 139 amino acids. Gene Ontology annotation, biological process: endoplasmic reticulum tubular network organization. The record is from RefSeq and is a predicted model, not a curated record. The transcript has 3 exons. Gene Ontology annotation, cellular component: endoplasmic reticulum membrane.
GAAGGGGUGGGGCGGAAAGUGCUGCUGUGAAUGGCGUCUGCGAACCCUGCCCGGGGAUGGAGGGCGGCGAAGCGGGUGGUGGGGGACUUCUGCAGCAGAUCCUCAGCCUUCGUCUGGUGCCGCGCGUCGGCAAUGGCACCACCACCUACUCCAGCCCGCUCUCCACCUUCCCAGAGAUGUGGUACGGCGUCUUCCUGUGGGCGCUCGUGUCCUCCCUCUCCUUUCACGUCCCGGCAGCUUUGCUAGCGCUCUUCACGCUCCGGCACCACAAGUACGGCAGGUUCAUGUCCGUGAGCCUCCUGCUGAUGGGCAUCGUGGGACCCAUUACCGCCGGCAUCCUCACAAGUGCUGCCAUUGCUGGAGUUUACAGAGCUGCAGGGAAAAAAAUGAUUCCCUUUGAAGCCCUCAUUUUGGGAGUGGGCCAGACAUUCUGCGUGGUGGUGGUUUCAUUUCUACGCAUUUUAGCCACUCUCUAGCUCUUCUUCAGGCACUAGAGCUCUUAAAUCAAAGGAAGAGCAAAAGAUCUGCUGCCUGUGCCACCUCUGAAACAAAUCAGAGGGAACACAAUGGGAGGUGUGCCUGGGUGUGUGCUUUCUCUGCUGGAUAAAGGUAACCCAAGGGCCUGCUCCUGCUUCCAGCAUGGCUGGAAAUUAAGCUUAAAAAAUGGUGAUUUUUGUUACUUUUGGUAACAUUAAGUGCCAAGUGAAACUUUAUUUUCCUGGAGGAUAGGAAGCUAAAUGACGUCUGGAGCAGAAGGCCCAUCUACCUUUUACCAGUGAUGAAUUCUAGCAACAGAAUGUAGCUAGGAGGUGACAGUAGCUGUUGUGGGCUAGAACCAGUGCUACAGACUGAAGUAAUGCUCACUUAAUGCUUUGACUUCUUGCUGCUUUGUUUGCAGUGAAUUCUUCUAAUGUGAUUUUUUUAAAUGAGAAAGUUAAUUUGUUUUCUUCCUGGCCCGAAUACCAGCUCUUGCUCGUAGUGAAUUUGGAAGCAGCAAAAGGAAGAAUCAUUUUAGACAGAUGAAAUCACAAAUUUGUCACUGAGAACCAUGACUAUGAAUGCUGCAGUGGGGGGAAUAACUGGUGUAAAAAGGAUUGCUAUCUUUGUGUAUUUUAUUACAGUGAAGCCCUCCAGGCACUGUGUACCUUCUGCCUGAGAAACAGAGCACAGCUGAUGGGGCACUACACUCCACUGCCCACACUGGGAAUCCCAGGGCACAUGUGUGAGCACUCACUGUUGCUUCUUGGGCUCUGAAGGAGACUCGUGGUUUUAAACUUCUCCAUUCUCCUCUUACUUGUUGAUCAUGUUUACAGUGGUGUGGUGGAACUGGGUGUCUUUGCUGACAUGGAAACAUUGCUGGGCAGUUUAUACAAAACUCAGCACACUGCUUCUUAGGUGAC